This is a messenger RNA of Porites evermanni, 8155 nucleotides long. The record is from the annotation of a GenBank genome assembly. Lineage: Eukaryota; Metazoa; Cnidaria; Anthozoa; Scleractinia; Poritidae.
AUGAUUAUUCAUGUUACUCAUUUACAGGGUUUCAAAUACUUUGCUCUUUACCUGCGUGGAAGAGAAGAGCUUAUCUGCCGUGUGCUAAAUGAACCUAUGGUUAGUGCUUUGACAAAACAAAUCUUUCAUAAUUACUUUAAACACAAGUGAUGUUUUUUUAAAUAAAUAAGUAAAUAAAUAAAUAGAUUAAUACAUAAAAAAUUUAAUGAAAUCAAGGCUGUGAUCAAGUGGUCAAAAUGCCCUGAACCUACAAAAUGAAGGUGCCCAGCUUCUAUGGUUCAGAAAAUUCCAAGUAUGCCCAUCCCCCUCCAUCCUCCACUAGAGUUUAUACAUGCACAAUGUAGUUGCCAGGUCCCAUCAGGCAUGGUCAGAACACAGCUGUGAUUUUAAUUAAUAAUAUACAAUAGUAAUAAUACAAUAUCUGUUUUAUGGUCACUUCGUUCCAUGGUCAGAUCAUUCCAUUUCAUAGAUCGUUCUACAGUUUUCGUGUAAAACUCAAUGUGAAGUGCACUUUUUUCUGCUUAUGGCUUAAAGAACAAGGUGUACACAUGCGUAUUGCCCUUUUUUUUAUAGACUUAUGAAAAGUUCUGACUAUAUUGUACAAUGUAAAUUGAUAAGACUAUUUACCCUUUAAAUUAAGCCCUAAGGGUGAUCAGUGUCAAAUUUCUCCUUGUAAUAUCAAUCCUUUGUAAAAGAGAGUGGUCAUGAGAAUUACAGACAUGAUCACACAGGAUGAAUUUGCUUGAUAUUUUAAAAACUUCUCCCCACUGUUUAUCUAGGAAAUGAAUAGGGGCUACAAAUGAGAAUUCAAAUUUUGAUCUUUGGGUGUAAGGGGUUAAGUGGAACAAUCUGACUAGGAACAAUCUGACGAUGCCAGAACAAAGUAACUGGAUACCCAAUAUCUUACAUUUCUCAUCAUCAGUUUGCCCUUAAACCCUUUUAUUCCCAGCANUUUUUUUUAUAGACUUAUGAAAAGUUCUGACUAUAUUGUACAAUGUAAAUUGAUAAGACUAUUUACCCUUUAAAUUAAGCCCUAAGGGUGAUCAGUGUCAAAUUUCUCCUUGUAAUAUCAAUCCUUUGUAAAAGAGAGUGGUCAUGAGAAUUACAGACAUGAUCACACAGGAUGAAUUUGCUUGAUAUUUUAAAAACUUCUCCCCACUGUUUAUCUAGGAAAUGAAUAGGGGCUACAAAUGAGAAUUCAAAUUUUGAUCUUUGGGUGUAAGGGGUUAAGUGGAACAAUCUGACUAGGAACAAUCUGACGAUGCCAGAACAAAGUGACUGGAUACCCAAUAUCUUACAUUUCUCAUCAUCAGUUUGCCCUUAAACCCUUUUAUUCCCAGCAACAUUUUGUGAAGGGUCUAAAAUCUAUGAUUUUUGCAAGUCCCCAGAAAUCUGGUCAUAUUAUGAUGCACCAACAUCUGAAAAGACAAGAUUAAAAGGAAGAUCUAGCUUUACUUUUGACAGCGGAGCAAAUUUACCCAGAAAUGAGUAAGUGUUAGAUGUCGUUGUUGUCAAUCAAGGCAUUGCAUUGAGACCUUUAGACAUGGUUCACACGAGCCUUGAAAAACUUUUGAAAAUUGAAAAAUUGUGGGGUAUCCUUGAAAAGUCCUUGAAUUUUCCACAGAAGUCCUUGAGUAUUUUUGAAAGCUCCUUGAAUGAAAAUAACUUUCAUUAAAAAAUAUAUGUUUUGCGUAAAGGAAUGAUUGAAAGCACAGUAAUACACAAAAAUUUUUGUGGUGAUCAUGAAAGUGUUUUCUUUAUAAAUAUGAUUUUGGUGUUCCCAACAUAUUUCAUUUUCCAUCACUUGAGUUACCCUAGGAACUGUACCUUAAUGAAGGCAGGUAUUACAAUAAGUGAACCCCCUUCCACCUACGCAUUUUAAAGGUCUUUACUUCAUUUUAUUGGGGAAGAAAAGUCCUUUUAAAAAUGAUUUUAGUCCUUGAAAAGUCCUUGAUGUUUUCCCAAAAAAUUCUGUGUGAACCAUGUUUAGAUUUGAGGAUGACUAUGAGGAUGAGAUUUUACUUUAAGUUUUUCUGCAAAUAUUAAAAAAAAAAAGACUCCCUGGAAAGCUUCAUUUUACUUUUCCUCACCAGGCUAACAUGGUUGUUUUUAUUGAAGGAGGUUAUUGCAUUUUCCCACCAAAAUUAUGUUUGUUGAUGUGUACACACUACUUAAUACUACUUAAUUUUUUUAAAUCUUUUUUCCUCGUAGUUUUCCUCUAUUUCUUAGUUGUGUUUUGACCCUGACUUCGUCUCUCUCUUCACCCCUUCCUUUUUUGGUUGUUUGGUCAUCAACACAUUGAACUGUCAAUGGUUUUACCCACUUUCCAACAACUGCAUUGUUUAUUUAACAAUAUUAUUAAUGAACGAGGCUGAGUAUCUUAUGGAGAAUUAUGGAGAUCGAGGAGGGUGUUAUCCGUCGAGGCCGUAGUGUAUGGAAGUCACAUUGAAACUUUACCAAACCAUUUUAAAGUAGUUGAUUGUUAUUUCUUUGGUACAGGAAGUCCUUGAUCAUGUCUACUAACACCCAAAAGAGGUAAUACUGUAGUUACUUGAAUGAAAUAUAUAUAUGCACUGUACAUUGUGCAAGUAAAAUGCACAUGUUUCUUGGCUCCUGUUGUAUUAUUUGUACAGGAUAUUGAGUGAUUUAAGUUGCACAGAAUAAAGCUCUUGUGUUUGAAAUUUUAUUUUGAUCAUAACCAUCAGUGAAAUUUAAUUUGAUUCAAGUUAAAAAUUGAAGGACUUAAAAUGAAAUUUCAAACAGUAAAUGAAAGCUGUUAACUUAAAUGGAUAUUUUUAACAAGUUAUGAUAAAGGAUCUUGUCAUAUUGUAGAUGAUUUUGUCUUUUGGUGCUGAUCAAAACCUUGUUUAGACAUUGUUUAUAAAUACAUACUGGACAGAUAGCCUGUAUUACAGGGCUGUCAUUCAAUUUUUAAGCAGCCGUAGCAAAUGAAGAUUCACCCAUAACAUCUCAAGAAAAUAUUAUACAUGUUUUGUCACCUUUAGCUUUUCAAUUUGAUCAUCCUCAACAUCAAGUUUGCUCAGCCAUAACAGGUGUUACGACCAGCUUAAUGACAGCUCUAACUCUGUACCCUUACAUCCGUUUAUGACAUAUUGGGACAGUGAUCUGAGUAAAGAAUGAGAAAUUGAUAAUAAAAAACUGAGGCACAUAUAAAAUGGUAAAAUUGAACUGAGUGCAGUUUGGUCAAAAUCAUAUGCAUGAUUUCAAAAUUGAACUAGCACACACCGCGAGUUUUGAUUUGAAAUCACAAGUAUGAUUUACCAUGUAACAACUAGAAAUAGAGAGAUUUAGAAUAAUGUUACUGUAAACCAUAUAAUGGCAAAUGUCAGUUUGUUUGACAUGACCAAGUUUUUUUCUUGUCAGUUCACUGUUCAUUAAUAUAAUUACAUUUGCACAAAACAAAUGCAGUUUUUUGCCAGUUUCAUCAGUAAGAAUAAUAUUAAAUAAGUAGUUUGCACAGUUACUUGACCAAUUGAAUUUCCUAUUUUUAUGAAAUUGUCAACUUGAAUCUCACAUUUGCCAUUUGCCAUAAACCUGAUUCUGUAUCUCUCCAAUACUUUUCUGUAACACAGUUUAAGUGGCUAUGGCUUCAUGGACAUUGGUCUUCCUCCAGCGAGUCCUAGUGACAAAGAUAUUGAUUUAAAGGUAAAGUUGAGUUCACUUAUACAGAUUGAAAUAUGAUCUAUUGUACAAGAAGGCAGUAUUAUAAACAAUUCAGUUUGUAAUUAGGCAUGAAGUUGUAGUGAUCAAUGAACUUAUCUAGUACCUCAUUGCAACAUUUGCCUUGAUCUUUUUGUUCAGUUCAUUAAACAACACAAUAUUCCUCCUCAAGUUUCUUUUGUUUGAAUUCAUGAAUUUUUUGUCUCAUAGCCUUAGAAUUCAGGAUACAGUACAGUAACAUCUUUUAAUAAUAUUGUAUGCAUAACAUGUACAAUAGGUCAUAUUUGUGGUCUGAAAAUUUCCUUACCAGGUGGUUUAAUUAUUUUAUAUAUAAAUAGUUUGUUUCCUUUGCUCCAGAUAUAAGGGUAUAGCUAUAUAGAAUGGAUGUUAUAUAAUCUUCAAAACACAUGGGUCUCAGAAAAUUUUGGCCUGAUCUCCAAAUCUCAGUCAAAAUCUUGUUUUGGGGUGAUUUUGCAUCUCGGUGUCUCAAUUGAAAGUUUUUACUAAGUCUUGGUCUCAAAUUUUAGAACCCGGUUCUCACAAUGUCUCGAAUUUACCAUUCUACACCCCCAGAUUUUGUACAGUAACGUUAAAUCAUAGAUAAGGAAAUAGUAACAUCAAAUCAUUCGCCUUUCAAAUUUCCAUCUGCCAAAGAUAUAAUACCGUAGUUUUAUUGUUGUUGUGUACAUUAUUUUUAAAUGUGUAAUCAUCUUUUCUCAGGAUGACAAAUCAACACUUUUUCUUAUUGCUGCUUAUGCUCGAUACAAUUGUCCUUAUGUAUGGGUGAGUGCGUCUUAAAUCAUUUUACAUCUGAUGUAUAUGGUGCAUUGUUUUCCCUAAAUCUCCUCCAUUCCUUGGCUUGUUGUGUGACUUAAUGUACAAUGUAGUAAGCAGUGUAAUUUAGUAACACAAAGAACCUGAGUCAGAACCUGAGAUGGCCUUGGUUGUUGUCCAAAGCACUGCAAGUUGCUUCUGAUUACUUUCCCCUGCUUCACAAAAAAUGAGAUGAUAUGAGGAUAUUUAUAAGGUGGAAUUCAGUUUGCUUCCUGCUUAUGGCAAAAGCUGAAUUACUUGAGAAAGACAUUUCUUAAAAGAUCCCUCAAGAGCUUCACUUUUGGCUGUGGCUUACCUCAGUGUGAGUGGCUAGUGGUGGGUAUUUACAAAGCCAUGAAGUGAAACAGUGCAAUAACUGAGCACAAAAAUGAUGGUUUUUAACUCAUUUACUGCUGCCAACAAUCACAAUUUUGGCGCGCAAAUGACCCAACGGCUAUCGUGUUUUCUUGCUGACAAAUAAAACUUUUGAAGGCAUUUGUUUAGCCAUUGUUGGGAAAUGUCUUCAAAAGGAGUUAUGAUUUUUUUUUUGUAUUUGAACCUAUUCUGUAAAAAACUAUUAAAUUUAGUUUUAAUCUUAAAAAAAAAAGUUUUAAUCUUAUUUAUGAACAUGUCAGCUAAAUAAAUUAAUACAAGACUUAAUUUGCAUUUGUGAACAAAUAAAUUCUAACCAUUUUCAUUGAUAGAUUCAAGUCAAACAGACCAUGCUUUACCUUUCGGGAACAGCUUGUUUGAUUAUUUGUGAUUCAAUUUCUUUGUUUGUUAUGGCGACAUAUGGGGAAACCAUUUUGCUCGUAACUUACACAAGUUCGGCUUCGCUUACUUGGAGGAGCUGGAGGUGAAUCAGUGAAUAGCACUGGAUAUCCUGAGUAGCCAAUCAGAGUGUGCGAAAAACACUAUCCACUGUUUUAGUACUAAAUCUAAACUAUUGCAGGUGAGGUCAAACCAUGAGAGACUGGUGACAUUUGAAGGUGACUCCAGCAGCAAGGAGAAACAGAAAGAUAGUCCACUGAAACUCAAGUCCACAGCAGGGUGGAAACAGAGAGGUAAAAAAGAAGCUACAUGUUCAGUUUUUAACUAAAUUAGACUAAGUGAGAGUGGCUAUGUUGAAUUCUCAUAAAUACACCAUCAUGAAAAAACAAAUCAUGAAAUCCACUUUAUGUACCUGAGGUGUCUGCUUGUAGUUAAGGCCUGCUGUUUUCUGACUACUGUUAUUGAGUUGUGAUUUUCACUGAUUGUUCUGGCAUAUUUUUAGAACAGAGCUGUCAUUAAUGGCCAAAACCAGUAACACCUGUUACAGCUGAGCUUACUUGAUGUUACGGGGUGAUCAAUGUGAAAAGCUACUGAAAAGGUUACGCUAUAAGUUUUUGUGAGAUGUUAAGAGUGAAUCUUCAUUUGCUAGUUGGGUACUUCAGAAUUCAAUUGACAGCCCUGUUCGAUGGGACAUUAAGACAGAAUCCACUAUGAAAUUGAGUAUUAAUUUUAAUUAUCAGUGGACAAAAACCUUGUACCAGAAUAAUUUAAACAAUAUUGUAUUCUUGUUGACAUGUAAUGAGUUAUCUGUAAUAACAUCAAAGAAAAUCCUUAUGAGAGCCCGAGAAAGUAAAUGUCAAAUUUCACAACAUGACAUCUUACACAUGAGUUUUUCAGAAUUUACCUAUGUUUUCUUGUAGAAUUUAACACUUAUUUUCUCAGGCUCCCAUGAGAACUAGUCUUUGGUGUUAUUAAAGAUAACUAGUUAUAUCGAUAGCCCUCGAAAAGUGUAAAAAAGAAUGCAAUAUUUUUCAAUAUUAUUCUGGUACAAGAUUUUUGUCCACUGAAAAUUAAUAUUACUCAAUUUCCUGGUGGUUUCCAUCUUAAAUACUUUGCAAAAAUGUUUUUUUGUUUACACUACAGUUGAUGGUUUCCUUGUUUGCAUUCAUUUUGGCUGAUGAUUUAAAUAUUUCGCUUUCAGAUACCAAACUCUGGGACAUAAUGGCUGAGGUUGUAAAACUCUGCAUGUACCCUUCUCCACUGAACCCCUUUGCUGUUGACUUCAAGUACUUUGAAGGACUACCUCUUGCGCAGAGAGUAAUCGCAACAGGUGCCAUGGCACAUUUCUUACAGAAAGUUGUUGCAUCUGGGGAUCAUGCUUACAAUGCAAGAGGUACAUUACUGUUCAACCAUUUCCAUCAUUCUGAACAUAAUUCCCUUUCACUCCCACUAGUGGCCAGUGUACAAAAAAACGAGAACAAAAAUUCCAAGUUCCUGUUGUAAAUCCCAAGAAAUUAAUGGCACCAUGCAAAAGACCUGUCUGUUGAAGAGUUUCAUUUGAAUGAUAAAAUUGUGGGACUUUCUCCACAGAUUAAAAAGUCAGGAAUGACUAAAAUAUAUAUGUUGUUAUUGUUGUGCAUAACUUUCUCUUUGAUAGUAGUGUAAGGGUUAAAUAUGCUUUUAUUGGAAGGUGCAAAACUUGCUUUUCAACUCGUUCCAAGCCGCCCGGCUUGCUAACACGGUAACUGAAUCCAUAGUGGUUAGUUGACCCAGCUGAUGUGGAUCAGUGCAGUCUGAGCUUGUGGUUGCAAGUGCUAGUUAUGAGCACUCUCCAGGAGCAUAAAAAAAUCUUGAAUUCCAGCUUGUCCUUUGGGAAAGACAGUAGUCUCCUUCACAGCAAGUUUGAGCUUGUCACACAAGACUCCUUUUCACAAAUGGCUACUUUCUUUUAAACCACAUAUCAAAUCAAAUUACACAAAAACCGGAAAUGAAAACCUUAUCCUAGCAAAAGUGAGGGCAAACACACCUUAGUUCACCACAGCCCUGUUUGAUGGGACAUUAAGGGACAAACACGCCUUUACUUCACCACAUGACAACACAACUUACCACUUGGACUGCUCCAAAAAAUGGGCAAGGUAAUAGGGUAGGAAAAAUGUUUGUCCUGCACCGAAGCUGUACUAAAAGAGGCCUGUAAUCACAUGCUCAGGUGCUUAAAUAUCUACCAUUGUACUUCCUGGAUGCACCCCAUAUGUGGAGAGGAGCGUUGCAUGACGAGCCUUAAAACAGUUGUGAAGGAGACUAUUGGGAAAGCAGCCCUCAUAUCUUUCUCACCCAUGGCCACUUCUUGUUCUUCUUAGUUAAUGAUUUUAUUAGAGGAUGAUGUGCCUGGACCCUUUCCCAUUGGGCAAGUAAGCUUUAAAAGUUACUUGCCCGGGAAAAAUCUACUUGUCCUGGACUACCUGACAGGACUUUUUUUCAAGGCCUGGGUCAGUUUGGAAGGAAACUGUUGGGUGGUACUAGUGGGACAGUGGAGCACAAAUUUGGUUUUGUUGGCUAAGUUACUGAUAAUUAUAAAAGUAAUUCAGCCUUUUGAGUACCAGCCUGCUCUCUCAUUAGCACGAAGUAAAGAAUUGUGGGUUGUCUGUGGGUCAAAGUGUAGAGCUAAGAAGAAAAAGGAAGAGCAUGUAUAAAAAAAGAAAGUAUAUGUAUAAACAAUAACAAAGUUGCUAAAAGAAAAGGAAAUAAUAUAGACUGAAUAUGCAGCUCAUACACCAUUUCUAAAUCCUUUCAUGUUUAAUGACUGUCAUGGUACUUGUACACAAAAGGUUUAUUCUAUUUUUGUAACAGGUUUUUCUUUUUUUCCAUUUUAGUAUUUGAUGACUUAGGAGAG